Molecule: messenger RNA, 882 nt
Organism: Aspergillus terreus NIH2624
Lineage: Eukaryota; Fungi; Ascomycota; Eurotiomycetes; Eurotiales; Aspergillaceae
Product: DnaJ domain protein
Exons: 2
Coding region: 1-882 (293 amino acids)
Cellular component (GO): cytoplasm; nucleus
Molecular function (GO): heat shock protein binding
Source: RefSeq, a predicted model, not a curated record
AUGUCCCAAGACGAAGAAAUCGAAAUCCCCUCCGAACCCCCCGUCGACACAGAUCUCUACGACGUCCUCGGCGUUCAGAAUGAUGCAACUCCCGAGCAGAUCAAGUCGGCCUAUCGCAAACAAGCUCUCAAGCACCAUCCUGACAAGGCCCCUGCCGAAUCGAAGGAAGAGGCCAACCACAAAUUCCAACAGAUCGCAUUCGCCUACGCCAUUCUAUCCGAUGCGCGACGACGCCAACGGUUCGACUUGACCGGCAGUACCGCCGAGGCCGUGGAUGAGGAUGAAAAUUUCAACUGGGUCGACUUUUACAGGGAGCAGUUCUCGAGCGCGAUUGACACGGGCGCCCUCGAUCAACUCAAGCAGGAAUACCAAGGUUCGGACGAGGAGGAACGGGAUGUCCUGGCGGCAUUUGAGAAGUACCGAGGCGACAUGGACAAGGUGUACGAGUCGGUCAUGCUCUGCAAUGUUAUCGAUGACGAUGAGCGGUUCCGAGCGAUCAUCGACAAGGCGAUCGCCAAUGGAACAGCACAGGCCUACAAGAAAUACACGGAGGAGCCGGAGAAGAAGCGCCAGCAGCGCCUCAAGCGAGCCCAGAAAGAAGCCGAGGAAGCGGAGCAGCUGUCCAAGGAGCUGGAUGAGAAGAAGGAAACACCGGGGAAGCGGGGGCGGAAGAAGAAGAGCUCUGCGAUGGACAAUGGGGAUCUGAUGGCACUGAUCCAGCAGCGACAGGCGUCCCGGGCGGAAUCGUUCUUUGACCGGUUGGAGGAGAAGUAUAACCCAGGCAAGAAACGAGCGGCCAAGUUUGAGGAACCGCCGGAGGAGGCGUUUGCUGCGACGGCUGCUCGACAGAGUUCGAAGAAGAAGAAGAAAGCCAAGGCCUGA